Messenger RNA from Durusdinium trenchii, 339 nucleotides. The record is from the annotation of a GenBank genome assembly. NCBI's taxonomy places the organism in Eukaryota, Dinophyceae, Suessiales, Symbiodiniaceae.
AUGAGGGAAACACGAGCAGUUCAGACGAUGAGAAUCUUCCUCCUUCGCUCUCUUUAUUCUUUGACCACAAGGAGUACAACAGGCACCGACCCCGAACCAGCUGGCAGGGCCAGCUGGCCCCAGCUGGCCAUUCGGGCGUUGUUGCUUAACCAGGGCCGAUUUGGCCAAGACCAGGGCCAUUGGCCAAAGCAGAAGGAAGUGAUUGAACCAAGACCAGGCAACUCAGAUGAGCUGAGAAGCCGGUUCACGCAGCUCAGACCAGAAAAUGAUCAGUUCCUCAUCUGUCGGAUGCAAAACACCUCAGAGAGCGGUCGUCGUUUCGAAAAACGGUCGUCGUAA